This is a messenger RNA of Daucus carota subsp. sativus, 480 nucleotides long. Its product is annotated as secreted RxLR effector protein 161-like. The transcript has a single exon. Lineage: Eukaryota; Viridiplantae; Streptophyta; Magnoliopsida; Apiales; Apiaceae. Bases 1 to 480 code for a protein of 159 amino acids. The record is from RefSeq and is a predicted model, not a curated record.
AUGGAGCGACCUACUAUUAUACAUCAGGGAGCAGUUAAGAGAAUAUUGCGGUAUGUGAAAGGAACGUUGGAGUAUGGCAUUGUGUAUAAGCGAGGAACUGGGGACUAUCUAUUGGCUGGGUAUUCUGACAGUGAUUUAGCUGGAAGCCGGGAUGAUAGGAGGAGCACAGGAGGAGUUACAUUUUACUUGAACGAGAGCUUGGUUACAUGGAUUUCACAGAAGCAAAGAUGCGUAGCUCUUUCGACUUGUGAGGCUGAGUUUAUGGCAGUAACAGCUGCAGCAUGCCAAGAUAUUUGGUUAAAAAAUCUGUUAACUCAAAUUUCUGAUGAGAAGAUUGGUCCGGUUGUGACUUAUAUUGAUAAUAUAUCAGCUAUUGAUUUGGCGAGAAAUCCUGUGUUUCACGGUCGUAGCAAGCAUAUUGGGAUACGGUAUCAUUUUAUUCGACAGUGCGUGGAACGGGGUGAAAUUGUGGUGCAGUAG